Messenger RNA from Heterocephalus glaber (naked mole-rat), 1166 nucleotides. RefSeq names its product chromosome unknown C5orf47 homolog (gene CUNH5orf47). Lineage: Eukaryota; Metazoa; Chordata; Mammalia; Rodentia; Bathyergidae. The record is from RefSeq and is a predicted model, not a curated record.
GGUUCCUGACUCAAACUUGUUCUCCUCUCCCACUCCCUGCCCACUCAGUGCACUGUCUGGCCUUCCAUCUCUGUCCUACAUUCUUCUUCUGCUUGCACAAUAGUCCAGCCCCCCAGCUCAGUCCCGCAACCUCCAUCCCGCACCCCCGAACCCGUUCAGUGGUCUGACUCCCUCCCUCAAUCUCACGCCCCACAGUAGUCGGCCCCCAGCUUAGUCCCAUGUACCUCCUUUCCCCUGUACAGCUGUCCAGGCCUCCAACCCAGCCCCAUUGCCACCCCCCAACUCGCGCACAGUGGUGCGGCCCCGGCUCAGGGCACCCCCGCCCCCAGUGGUCUGGCCCCCAUUCCCAGGGCUGGUGGGGGCUGAGGGCCCUGCAGUCUCCUGACCAGAGGAUGAUGCCGGCAGGUCGGGGUCGGGAGAAGGACCUGGCGCGCUUCGUCUACGUGACCAGCUUCGGCUCGCAUCAGUGCGGUGGUGUCCUGGAGCUGGGUGGCCGCCAGGCUUCAGGCCAUCGUUGUCCUAGGCUUGGGGCCCGCCACCGCCAGGAGGAGCCGCGGGAAGAGGUGAUGAAGCCGGGGGUCCUGGGUAGUGGUGAGCUGCACACCGGCUCCCGGCCCAAGGGCCCCGUGGCUGCAGCCUCCACCCAGUCCCUGCUGCGGUCGUCGAGCACUCGGAGCGGGACGAGGCCGGCGGCGCGUGCAGAUUUAACCCAGAAGGAUGCAGCUAAAGCAUUUGACUUUCCCAUACAAUUGCCUAAAGCUUGCAAAAUAAUGAGAAAAAGAAAAAAGGCUUCAGUAUGGAAUAGCGUAUACAAAGUGAUUUCUAGAAUGCUUGAAGAAAAUGAAAAAUACAGACUUAGGCUAAAUGCCAAAGAUCAUCUAAUGAAAGCUCAAAAUAUACAAGAUGAAUCUUCCUAUCAUGUUCUGGAUUAACCUAUUUUUGGGUCUAUUUUCCAGUGAAGAUUAUGAAGAGUUUAAAGAUGGAAUGUUAAAUGGAAUCCUAUUUAUUUAUUAUUUUGGUGUAUUUUGUUGGAAUUGGGACUUUAUAAAUUGAAUGGAAAAACCACCCUCUUUAUAAAUUAAUGAUAUUUCUUUGCAAGUCAAUGAAUAAUUUUAGUUAAAUGUUAUAUUCAUGGAAGUGUUAUUUUCAGAAUUAAUCCUCAUUUU